CUUGACACGUGCUCGAGUUAAGCAUGGCUGACAAAGUCCCUGAUAGAUUUGACUUUCCUAAGGAAGAAGAGAAGAUCCUGGAGCUAUGGAAGCGGCUGGAUGCCUUUCAGAACUGCUUGAAACAAUCCAAAGACAAGCCCAGGUACACUUUUUACGAUGGGCCUCCUUUUGCCACAGGUUUACCUCACUAUGGACACAUACUAGCUGGAACAAUAAAGGAUAUAGUAACACGUUAUGCUCAUCAGAGUGGGUUUCAUGUCGAGAGACGUUUUGGUUGGGAUUGUCAUGGUCUACCAGUUGAAUACGAGAUAGACAAGACGUUAGGCCUCAAGACCCCAGACGAUGUGACAAAGAUGGGCGUGGCCAAAUACAAUGCCGAGUGUCGUAAGAUCGUAAUGAGGUACUCUGAACAGUGGGAGGAAAUUGUGACCAGAAUGGGAAGAUGGAUUGACUUCAAGAACGAUUACAAGACCAUGUACCCUUGGUUCAUGGAGAGCAUAUGGUGGGUUUUUAAACAGAUGUAUGAUAAAGGUUUGGUUUAUAGAGGAUACAAAGUGAUGCCAUUCUCCACUGGCUGUCAUACUCCUCUCUCUAACUUUGAGGCUGGCCAGAAUUAUAAAGAUGUCAGUGAUCCUGCUGUUAUUGUUAAUUUUCCAUUGGAUGAAGAUCCAAGUGUCAGUGUAAUUGCAUGGACAACCACGCCAUGGACGCUACCCAGCAACCUAGCUCUGUGUGUCCAUCCUAACAUGAACUAUGUCAAAGUUAAAGACAAGUCAACAGACAGUGUAUACAUAAUGAUGGAAGACAGGCUUGAAGCGUUGUUCAAGACUCAAGAUGAGUACAUUGUCCUGGAGAAGAUGACUGGAGAGAGCCUAGAAGGAAAGAAGUACAAACCAUUGUUCCCUUACUUUGAGAGCAUGAAGACCAAUACUGAUAAUACAGGAGCAUUUAGAAUAUUGACUGACACAUAUGUAACAGCAGAGAGUGGUACAGGUGUGGUACAUCAGGCCCCUGGUUUUGGUGAGGAUGAUUUCAGGAUCUGUCUCCGGUAUGGCAUCUUUAAGAAAGGGAGUGCCGUUAUAUGCCCUGUUGAUCCUUCUGGCCAGUUUAUGCCUGAAGUGACCGACUUUGCUGGUCAGUAUGUAAAGGAUGCUGAUAAAGCUAUUACAAAGCUAUUGAAAGUGAAUGGUAGACUAGUGCAUCAAGGAACCAUCAAACAUAGUUAUCCUUUUUGCUGGAGGUCAGAGACCCCAUUGAUAUACAAAGCUGUUCCCUCCUGGUUUGUACGUGUAGAGUCUCUUAUUGAGAAGCUUUUAAAGAAUAACCAAAAGUGCUACUGGGUCCCUGAGUUUGUUAAAGACAAGAGAUUUCAUAAUUGGUUGAAAGAUGCCCGUGAUUGGGCUAUAUCAAGAAACAGGUACUGGGGCACGCCUAUACCUCUAUGGGUCUCUGAUGACUUUGAGGAGGUUGUAUGUAUAGGCAGCAUUGACGAGUUGGAAAAAUAUUCUGGAGUCAGAGUGACCGAUUUGCAUCGUGAAAAUGUUGAUGAUAUUACCAUUCCCUCGAUUCGUGGUAAAGGUGUCCUUAGACGCAUCACCGAAGUCUUUGAUUGCUGGUUUGAGAGUGGGAGCAUGCCUUAUGGUCAGAGUCAUUAUCCGUUUGAGAACAAGAAAGCGUUUGAUGCUAAUUUUCCGGCCGAUUUCAUUGCCGAGGGCAUCGAUCAGACUCGUGGCUGGUUCUAUACUCUACUAGUGGUUGCUACUGCUUUGUUUGAUAACCCGCCAUAUAAGAACCUCAUCAUUAAUGGAUUAGUCCUAGCAUCUAAUGGUCAGAAGAUGAGCAAGAGAUUAAAGAAUUAUCCUGAUCCGGUCGAAAUUGUCAAUAAAUUUGGAGCUGAUGCAUUGAGACUAUACCUCAUCAAUUCGCCAGUGGUUAGGGCGGAGUCACUCAAAUUUCAGGAGGGUGGAGUCAAGGAUGUUGUAAAGGAUGUGUUCUUACCCUGGUUCAAUGCUUAUAGGUUCUUCAUGCAAAAUGUGACAAGAUUAGAAAAGGAGGAAGGUGUAAAGUUUAUGUCAAGGCCUGGCUUCACUCCUAGCAAUGUUAUGGAUUGUUGGAUACUCUCAUUCACUCAAUCUCUUAACAUGUUUGUAAAAGAAGAAAUGAAAAUGUAUCGUUUAUACACAGUUGUUCCUAAGCUAUUAAAAUUCAUUGAUCAGUUGACUAACUGGUAUGUCAGGUUCAACAGGAAGAGGAUCAAGGGUGAUUUUGGACAUGAUGACUGCAUACAGUCAUUGGAUACACUCUUCACUGUCCUCUAUAAUAUGACUUUAAUGAUGGCUCCAUUCACUCCUUUCCUAACUGAGCACAUGUACCAGAGCUUACGUCAUUAUCUGCCGACUAACCUUGAUGACUCUAAUGCUAGUGUCCAUUAUAUGAUGAUACCCAAACCAAGAAAGGAUCUUGUUAAUAAAGAGAUAGAGGAGAGCCUCUCAUACAUGCAGAGGGUCAUUGAUCUGGCACGAUACAUCAGAGAAAGCAAAGUAUUACCAGUCAAGUACCCGCUACCGGAAGUUGUUGUGGUUCAUCGUGAUCCCGUCUGUCGUAAGCAGCUCCUAUCACUGAAGAGUUACAUACUGGAGGAGCUGAAUGUAAAGGAGCUCUCACUGGUAGAGGAUGAUAGUAAAUAUGGAGUCAAGCUUACUGCUGAGCCUGAUAAUGAUAGACUUGGGAAGAGAUUUAAAGCUGAAUUUAAGAAUAUUUCACCUGCUAUUAAAGCUUUGACUGAUAAGGAAUUGAGAGAGUUUCAAGAAACAGGGGAGCUGAGUGUAAUGGGCCAUUCAAUGAACAGAGAAGACAUACACUUGAUUUAUUCAGUUGAUGCUGCUCUGUCUCAAUAUCAUGCUCAGUCUGAUGGUGGCUUCCUUGUUCUCCUGGACAUUACUCCAUCACAGGAAAUGGUUGAUGAGGGCAUUGCUAGAGAAAUCAUUAAUAAAAUACAAAAACUGAGAAAAAAGGCUGGUCUUCAACCUUCAGAUCAAGUUGAUGUGUUGUAUAAAGUGACUGGUAGCCCUGAAGGAGAGGCCACACUACAGAGAGUUAUAUCAACACAUAAAGAUGCAAUACAGACCACCACCAAAGGCCCUCUAUUGUCUAAGACUGAUGAUAGAUCACUAAAUGGGCUAAUGGCUGAAGAAGAUCAGAAGAUGAAAGGAGUAUCUGGUGUUAGUCUUCACUUGUGGAUUCUUCCUCCUCUCUCUGUUGCUAGUAGCAGCAGUGGCCCCGCCCCCAAGUGUCGUUACAUCAAUCUUGAAGUGUAUUCUAAGUCGUUGCUGUAUCGAAAAAAUUUUAAGUCUAGUCUGUUUCUUGAGAACCCACAGGGAAAAAACUACCUCUCAUUCGAAGACCUUCAGUUUGAGGCUAAUCUUUUAUUGGGCAUUAGAGUCAGAAGGACACUAUUUUUGUACACCAAAUCCAAAGAGGGCAUAGUCAUUGAAGUCAAUGAAUCGACAGAUCUUUUGAGUCUUUCUGGCUCAACUAUUUUUAUUAGCGAUAAAGAAUUGUCUUGUACCGAUGUUGUCCUUCCUUCAGUAGUUGUAGGUCCUCCUUAUUCUCCAUUCAUUGAUAUUGGUUUGAAUGGGAAGAGCAGCAGUGGUAGUGCAUGGUUGGAAAAUCCCGUUGGUCAUCCCAUCUUUAAGAGCAAGGAUAGUGCUAAAACUGUUGCUUUGAAGCUACUCUCUUGAUCGAAUGGGAAAUGUUUAUACGUCAUCUUUUUUUUUCAGAGUUUUAACUGCUAAUAAUUGUGUGUAUUCAAUCUAUACUGUAAUGUAUUAGACCAAUGAAUAAUAAAAUGAGUGAA
Messenger RNA from Amphimedon queenslandica, 3856 nucleotides. RefSeq names its product isoleucine--tRNA ligase, cytoplasmic. Lineage: Eukaryota; Metazoa; Porifera; Demospongiae; Haplosclerida; Niphatidae. Bases 24 to 3740 code for a protein of 1238 amino acids. The record is from RefSeq and is a predicted model, not a curated record. Gene Ontology annotation, molecular function: ATP binding; tRNA binding; isoleucine-tRNA ligase activity. The transcript is spliced from 27 exons. Gene Ontology annotation, biological process: isoleucyl-tRNA aminoacylation.